AUUGGAUUUGAUUCACUACUUGUGGCUCUCAAACUUCAUUGCUGCUAAUUUGUCAUUUUCUAUACUAUUAAAUACUCACCAUUUCUUAUAUGCAUUUCCUCAGUAUAAAUAAGCCCCCCUCACUCCACAUUUUGUACUAAGAUCUCCAUCUUCCCCUCUCACUAAUACUACAUUUUAAUUGCUUUCUUCUCUCUAUCUUAAUGGAAUCCCAACGCCCUCUUGCUUCUCUUCCUCUGCUACUCCUCUCCUUCGCCGCCAUGUGCUUGCGCGGCGCUUACUCCGACUACGGCGGUUGGGACAGUGCCCACGCCACUUUCUACGGCGGCGGUGAUGCUUCCGGCACCAUGGGAGGUGCUUGUGGGUAUGGUAACUUGUACAGCCAAGGAUACGGUACAAACACGGCAGCGCUAAGUACUGCUCUUUUCAACAACGGGCUGACCUGUGGCGCUUGUUACGAGCUGACCUGCUCCACCACCGACCCCAAAUCGUGCCUGCCCGGCACCAUCACCGUCACUGCUACUAACUUCUGCCCGCCCAAUCCGUCGCUGCCCAACGACAACGGCGGAUGGUGCAACCCUCCCCGCCAGCAUUUUGAUUUGGCUGAGCCCGCUUACUUGCAAAUUGCGCAAUACAGAGCUGGAAUCGUCCCUGUUUCUUUCCGAAGGGUGCCCUGUCACAAGAAGGGAGGAAUAAGGUUCACGAUCAACGGCCACUCAUACUUUAACCUAGUCCUGGUCACGAACGUGGGUGGGGCGGGGGACAUCCACUCCGUCUUGAUUAAAGGAACCAAGACGGGGUGGCAAGCCAUGUCGAGGAACUGGGGCCAGAACUGGCAAAGCAACUCCAACCUCAAUGGCCAAGCCCUAUCUUUCCAAGUCACCACUAGCGACGGAAGGACCCUCAUUAGCAACAACAUCGCCCCGGGUGGCUGGCAGUUCGGACAGACAUUUGAAGGGGCACAAUUUUAAGUACUUAAGUUAAAAUUACACCAAGUGUUUGAAAAUUGAUUUUUCCUUAAACUAUUAGGCCAGACCAAAAAAGAAGAUUGAGAGUUAAAGUGAGAUUAAUUAGUGUAAAUUGGCGUAAAAGGGUGAGAGAUUUGGGAGAGGCUCAAGGAGCUGUGGCUCUAUUGCUGUGGUGGUAGGUUUGCACCCGCUUAGGCCGAAUAAGUUAUAUGUAUGCAUUGAAUAUACCUAAUUGGUGUAUACUAUUUUUCUUUUUCUUAUUUCUUUUUUUUGGGAUUUGGUCUUGAAGUGAUAUGUAGAUGGUUGCUAUAAAUUGGUGCUUCCAUCGAGGAUACCUUUUAGUGUGUACUAUAAGUUUGUAGAUUUAAUACUUUGAUUCGGUAAAAAUGCUGAAAUUGAGGUUAUUGUAUUGAGAUUUUUAAUACUAUCAUAUAUAUAUAGAUCUAUGUGUCAUUAACUUUUUA
Salvia miltiorrhiza (redroot sage) is the source of this 1429-nucleotide messenger RNA. RefSeq names its product expansin-A4-like. Gene Ontology annotation, biological process: plant-type cell wall organization. Lineage: Eukaryota; Viridiplantae; Streptophyta; Magnoliopsida; Lamiales; Lamiaceae. Bases 201 to 968 code for a protein of 255 amino acids. The transcript has 3 exons. Gene Ontology annotation, cellular component: extracellular region. The record is from RefSeq and is a predicted model, not a curated record.